Messenger RNA from Somion occarium, 621 nucleotides. The record is from the annotation of a GenBank genome assembly. NCBI's taxonomy places the organism in Eukaryota, Fungi, Basidiomycota, Agaricomycetes, Polyporales, Cerrenaceae.
ACCACCAGCUGCACUAGUACUUAUACCUCAGAAUGCCCCCAUCUGUUGCUCCCGGAGAACCUAAAGAAGCUCCCAAGCCGCAGCCUAUCGGAAAUGCGCCAUUCGUCAUACUGUUCACUGUCUGCACUUUGUGUGCGAUCUUUAUUCUGUGGAGGAGAGCUUCAACUAUACGAGCAGUAGUGGGACAUCAACUUAAAACGUGGACGAGGAGAGAAGGGAAUAUUCGCUUGUCGAUGGAUGACGGACCUACCUCUCGAGAAUUCCUCGACGAUGAUUAUGACGAUGACAACGCAGACAUUGCAGAUGAUGAGCCGCUUGCUCUUCGUGCACAGCAAUUGAAGCCGAAAUCACCAAAUGGCAGGAGUGGUCAAGCACUCUUGAACUAUUCAAGCCAAACUACUACGCUCUUUGAAGCUGAUGUCGAAGAAGAUAUGCCUCCGCCUCCACCACCGAAGGUUUGAGGUUGAGAGCGUGAGCUCAUGUAAUUUCAUAUCUUCUCAAGGACUCUCUACGUGCCACUCGGACUUUCACUAUACAUACCCUUUACUUGUACAACACUAAUUAUGAUUUCUCAUUCCCUACGGAUUCGCGACCUGAAUAUCACGCAUGACCUUUAUAGUU